UGGGUUGCAAAUGGAUCAGAUAUUUGUGAUCAACUAACUCAAUAUCAACAGGAAAAAAAAUUGACAAGGAAAGAUGCAGAAUUCUAUGACAUAGUAUUUUUUGAUCAACUUGACAAAAAUACUAUUUCAAAAAUGCUAGAAGAUAUCAGAGAAGAAAACAAUGAUGAUGAAACUGAAAAGAAGGAGGAAAUUAAAUUAUUUUUAAAUGAAUUGGUUAAUCAUGAUAUUGAUAAAACCAAAGAAAACCUUAAACAUCAAAAUGAUAUUAUGAUAAAAUUGAUUGAUGAUGUUAAUAUAUUAACUGAAUCUAUAUCUGAAGGAACAUUUAAAACAUGCUUUUUAGCACAAAUACUUAAUGCAUUUUCAUGA
Entrophospora candida is the source of this 369-nucleotide messenger RNA. Lineage: Eukaryota; Fungi; Glomeromycota; Glomeromycetes; Entrophosporales; Entrophosporaceae. The record is from the annotation of a GenBank genome assembly.